UGUUCCACUUCGCUUGCGCUUUCUGCUCGUCUUGGUUUGCAGUUGCAGCGGCACAGAAGCGAAGCUGCUAGCGACUGCAAAUGGCGGAGGCGGAGGCGCCGGCGGCGAGGCCGAGGCUGUACUCGUACUGGCGCAGUUCAUGCUCCCACCGCGUCCGAAUCGCACUCAACCUCAAAGGUGUGGAUUACGAGUACAAGGCGGUUAACCUCCUCAAGGGCGAGCAGUCUGACCCCGAGUUCAUCAAGCUUAAUCCUAUGAAGUUCGUCCCUGCGCUGGUCGACGGUGAUGCAGUAAUCGGUGACUCUUAUGCAAUAGCAUUGUAUUUGGAGGAUAAGUACCCUGAGCGUCCUCUUUUACCGCAAGACCUUAAAAAGAAGGCCUUGAAUAAUCAGAUAGCAAGCAUUGUGGGUUCUGGUAUUCAACCUCUUCACAAUCUCACCUUACUGAGGUUCAUUGAGCAAAAGGUUGGUACAGGGGAGAGCCUCCCAUGGACCCAACAACAGAUCAAUAAAGGUUUCACAGCUGUUGAGAACAUGAUAAAAGGCUGUGCUGGGAAGUACGCUACAGGAGAUGAAGUGCAACUGGCAGACGUAUUCCUUGCACCGCAGAUUUUUGCCGCAGUAACUCGCUUUCAGAUCGACAUGUCGAACUAUCCCACACUCGCGAGGCUCCACGAAGAGUAUAUGAAACACCCAGCAUUUCAAGCAGCGCUCCCUGACAGGCAGCCAGAUGCCCCUACCUCUGCCUAGAAACUGCAGCACAACGUAGGUUGGUGGUGAAUCAGUUGCUGUUACUACUUUGGACGAUGUCCUGCCCCGUUGCUUCGAGCUCUGUAACAAUAAGCAGGGAGCUUCCUGAGGAAAAUGCCAGAUAGCUGUAUUAUACUAAGUCUGUACUCUGUAGGCUUUCAGAGCCUGUAUCACAAUAAUGAAAUGCAGUAAUCGUUUAUGAUCAGUA
Brachypodium distachyon (stiff brome) is the source of this 957-nucleotide messenger RNA. Its product is annotated as glutathione S-transferase zeta class. Gene Ontology annotation, cellular component: cytoplasm. Gene Ontology annotation, molecular function: maleylacetoacetate isomerase activity; glutathione transferase activity. The coding region runs from base 81 to 749 and encodes 222 amino acids. The transcript is spliced from 9 exons. Lineage: Eukaryota; Viridiplantae; Streptophyta; Magnoliopsida; Poales; Poaceae. Gene Ontology annotation, biological process: L-phenylalanine catabolic process; glutathione metabolic process. The record is from RefSeq and is a predicted model, not a curated record.